Orycteropus afer afer is the source of this 2412-nucleotide messenger RNA. Its product is annotated as zinc finger protein 226-like. Lineage: Eukaryota; Metazoa; Chordata; Mammalia; Tubulidentata; Orycteropodidae. The transcript is spliced from 4 exons. Gene Ontology annotation, biological process: regulation of transcription by RNA polymerase II. Bases 1 to 2412 code for a protein of 803 amino acids. Gene Ontology annotation, molecular function: DNA-binding transcription factor activity; RNA polymerase II cis-regulatory region sequence-specific DNA binding. The record is from RefSeq and is a predicted model, not a curated record.
AUGACCAUGUUCAAGGAAACAGUGACAUUCAAGGAUGUGGCUGUGGCUUUCACUGAGGAGGAGCUAGGAUUGCUGGAUUCUGCCCAGAGGAAGCUGUACCAAGAUGUGAUGAUGGAAAAUUUCAGGAACCUGGUCUCAGUGGGGGAUCAACCCUUCAAAAGAGAUAUAUUGCAUAUAGAAAGAGGAGAGAAGCUUUGGAUGAUGAAGACAGCAACCCAAAGAGAGAGAAAUUCAGGAGAGAAGAAUCAAAGGGAGUCAGGAAUGGUUCAAGAUGGAGGAUCACAUGAAGAGCUUUCCUGUUGGCAAAUCUGGCAAGAAAGUGCAAGUGACUUAGCCAGGUGUCAAGACUCCAUAGUAAAUAGUUCUCGAUUCUGCAAACAAGAUGAUUUGCCCUGCCAGUUUGGGGCAAUACUACCUAUUCCAGUUUCUGAAGUUGAGAAUUAUAUACUGAUUCAUAAAGGAGAUGGCUCCAAUGAUACGCAAAAUCUAAUGUUUUCAACUUUGAGAAGCCAGGAUUCUUGGAAGAGAGCUUACCUGACUGAAUCACCAAAUGAUCAGAGUAAAUAUCAGCCUAUUCCCAUAAAAAACAAACUGUGUCAGUAUAAUCAGAGGGUUGACAGCAUGACUUGGAUUUCACAUCACCAUGAUCUUGGAGUAAAUAAAAGCGAAAUAACUUAUACCUACAAUGAUUAUGGAAAAUACAGAAUGAAUAUUUCAACAUUUGAUCAGAAAAGUAUAACUCACACAGGACAGAAAACCUAUCAUCAGUGUAACAAGUGUAAAGAAACAUUCAGUGAUAUCUCCAGCUUUGAUCUUCAUCAGUCCUUGCUCUUAGAGAAAUCUCGUACAUGUAGCAAGUGUGGAAAAAGCUUUUGUUACAGCUCAGGUCUUCAUAGACAUCAGAAAAUUCACAUAGGAGAGAGGUGUAAUAAGUGUAAUGAUGGUGAUAAAGACAUCAGUCGGAGCUCAUGUCUGCAAACUAAACAAAAAGUCCAUACUGUAGAGAAACCACACAGAUGUGAGAAAUGUGGGAAGGGCUUCAGUCGUAAAUCAGCACUUAAUGUUCAUGGCAAAGUCCACACAGGAGAGAAACCUUAUAAUUGUGAGGAGUGUGGGAGGACCUUCAAUCAGGCCUCUCAUCUUCAGGACCAUCAGAGAGUCCACACUGGAGAGAAACCAUUCAAAUGUGAUGCAUGUGGUAAGAGCUUCAGUCGGAAUUCACAUCUUCAGUCCCAUCACAGAGUACAUACAGGAGAGAAGCCGUACAGAUGUGAGGAGUGUGGGAAGGGCUUUAUUUGUAGCUCAAAUCUUUACAUCCAUCUGAGGGUCCACACAGGAGAAAAACCAUAUAAAUGUGAGGAAUGUGGUAAAGGCUUCAGUCGGCCUUCAAGUCUUCAGGCCCAUCAAGGAAUUCACACAGGAGAGAAAUCAUACAUAUGUAAUGUGUGUGGUAAAGGCUUCACUCUGAGUUCAAAUCUUCAAGCCCAUCAAAGAGUCCACACUGGAGAAAAACCAUAUAAAUGUGAGGAGUGUGGGAAGAGUUUUAGGAGGAACUCCCAUUACCAAGUUCAUCUGGUAGUUCACACAGGAGAAAAACCCUAUAAAUGUGAGGUAUGUAGGAAGGGCUUCAGUCAGAGUUCUUAUCUUCAGAUCCAUCAGAAAGCCCACAAUGUAGAGAAACCUUUUAAGUGUGAGAAGUGUGGGCAAGGUUUCAAUAACAGUUCAAGACUUCAAAUUCACCAGCUGGUCCAUACAGGUGAGAAACCGUACAAAUGUGAUGAGUGUGGCAAGGGCUUCAGUCGUAGAGCAGAUCUGAAAAUUCAUUGUAGGAUCCACACAGGAGAGAAACCUUACACUUGUGAAGAGUGUGGGAAGGUCUUCAGGCAGGCCUCAAAUCUUUUGGCCCACCAGAGAGUCCACAGUGGAGAAAAACCAUUCAGAUGUGAAGAGUGUGGGAAGAGCUUUGGUCGUAGUUCUCACCUUCAAGCCCAUCAAAGAGUCCACACUGGAGAAAAGCCAUACAAAUGUGAGGAGUGUGGGAAAGGCUUCAAAUGGAGCUUGAAUCUUGACAUGCAUCAGAGGGUCCACACAGGAGAGAAACCGUACAAAUGUGGGGAAUGUGGUAAGUACUUCAGUCAAGCCUCGAGUCUUCAACUUCAUCAGAGUGUCCACACUGGAGAGAAACCAUACAAAUGUGAUUUAUGUGGUAAAGGCUUCAGUCGGUCUUCACAACUACAGUCUCACCAGAGAGUUCACACAGGGGAGAAACCUUACAAGUGUGAGAUAUGUAGUAAGAGCUUCAGUUGGAGAUCAAAUCUUACAAUUCAUCACCGAAUUCAUGCUGCUGAUAAAUCAUAUAAAAGUGGUAAGGACAUUGGAGUGUCCACACAGGAUAGAGGCUCGAUAAAAUGA